AUACAAUUUAGCUGACAAGAAUAAAUUAUCUAUUUAGCUGAUAAAGACAUACAUACCGGGUACAAUUUAGCUGACAAGAAUAAAUCUUAUAUAAUUUAUUUAGCUGAUAAAGAUGUGUAAACCAGAUAUAAUUUAACGGAUAAGAAUAAAUUUAUUUGACAAAAAGGAAAAAAAAAAAAAAAAAAAAAAAAAAAAAAAAAUUUAACGUGCGAUGAAGAAAAACGGCCGCAACUCAACGGCCAGAAAAUUUAAGAGGUGUUCUUGAUGUGAAUUAAAAGCCAGAAACGUUUAGAGCAUGUAGAGGGGCGAAUUUUGGCCUAUAAAUAGCUACAUUUGGUGUUGUAAAACCGGAGAUAUACAUAUAUAAACAUAUACAGCGUUUUUUUUUUGAACCAUCGCUACAACCCCUUAUUCGAAGCCAAAACCACUCACAAACCUUCCCCUUAGCGAGAGGAAUCCAACGGUGAAAGAAUCGUUGGAAACGGUCGAGAAACGAGGGAGAUAUUGCUCGCCGGAGUUUCGCCGGGGAAACUUUCCCGACGAAAAACAGAGAAGCAGAAGCCGCCAUCACCGCCGCCAACCCUUCACCGACCUGCGCCGUCCUUGGAGGAGUGCACCGCUACCGCCGUUGGCCGUUUCGUCGAGGAGAAGUACAUCAUUCCCGAGGAGGGGAAGAAAUGGGUUCUGGAAACUAUGGAUGCUUUAUGGCGUGUUCACAAAUCAAGGUUGAAAGCGAAGCACUAUGAUAAAUAUGAAACUGAUGAAGAGAGAUUGAAGUUUCGUCCAAAAAGCAUUCCGAUAAAUCAAUUUGAAGAACUACUGGAGUACUGGAAUUCAGAAUUAUCCCAAGAUAUAUGCAAAAGGAACACUAGGAGUUGUGGAUUACGAAGUGAUAUGCACACAAUGGGCCCCUCAUCUUAUGCAUUAUUACGUCAUGAAUUGCAACAGGAAGACCAAAACAAGCUAACCCCCACUCAAGCAAAAGUUUACAAAGAGUCUAGGAAAAGGGAUCCUGACCGCAUGUAUAAGACAAACAACGAAAAGACAUUGCAAACUAUUGAAGAAAUUAAUGUUAGAGAAUCCCAACAUGAAGAAGGAGAUGAUAAGACCUGUGAUCCUUAUUGUGAAGUGGUAGAUAAUGGUCAUUUACGCCUUUAUGGAAGAAGCAUGACAAAAUCUAAGCUGAAAAUCAAGCCUAAAGAUCAAAAGCCUAGUUACAUAUGCCCUCCUGAGUUCUUAGAGAGCUUCAAGCAAGAUCUGAUCUGUGCAUUGACUCCUAAAUUAACAACUGCUGUUGUCUCUAGCAUACAAGCUGCCAAUCCUGGAAUUCAACUAAAUGUUCCUGAUUUUUUAGUUACUCCCAGGGAUACUACCGGUGUUAACUCUUGCCAGCUUAAUGAGGAAACUACUGAACAAUUUAAGGAUAAUGAAGGAGAAUUCAAUGAAUGAAGCAUAUGCCCCUGGAGCAGUAAACAUGAUGAACGAAGGAUUAUUUUUUUGCAAGUUAAUAUAUGCCCAUGUGCAUUGUAAACUUCUUUUUUCAGCUACUCUUUCAUUACUUUUCACUUUCUCUAGUGGUUAUCUAUUACUUUAAUAUGUAGAACGGUGAAUUAAGUAUGAUACUACUUUCAUUCGAAUUUAAUUUAAUGAGAAUUCAUUGUCAA
This is a messenger RNA of Cuscuta epithymum, 1664 nucleotides long. Lineage: Eukaryota; Viridiplantae; Streptophyta; Magnoliopsida; Solanales; Convolvulaceae. The record is from the annotation of a GenBank genome assembly.